GACACACACACACACACACACACACACACAGCCGCCCACGCGCACGGCAGCCUCCCGGUUCAUUUGCAUGGGGGGAAGCCCCAGCUCCGGGUCCGAACCCCCCCUGGAGAAGAGAAGCCAGUCGGCGCGGACGAGACAUUCGCUGCCCUUUCUCCCCACGGCGCCGCUUCCCUCCAGCCUCCCCCUCACCACCACCACACACCCGUCCGCCACACGUAUACGCUCCUCCGCCGCUCCUGGCACCCGGCGCCUCGCCUCCCUCGCUCGCCCGCUCUCGCUCUCUCGCCCAUCUCUACGCCGAGGAGCCUGACCAUGUUUUGCUGGAGGAUGGCUCUGUGGCUGGCUGGGGUGGCCCUCUGGAACAAAGUCUCCCGCUCCCGCUGCUCCGGCUUGGAUUUCGACUACGGUUACGAUUUCAGCCAGGAGGAUCAGGCUGAAGCCAUAGAUUACAAAGAUCCUUGCAAAGCCGCUGUCUUUUGGGGAGAUAUUGCCUUAGAUGUUGAAGACUUAAAAAUCUUUCAGAUUGACAGGACAGUUGAUCUUACACAACAUUCAGAGGGAAAAAAUGGACAUAAUACUGGUGGCUUUGAAGGACGUGAAGUGUCAAAAAAAAACAAUGUUCUCUAUCAGCUUAUAGACAGGAUAAGAAGAAUUGAGUCAGGUUUUGAACAAAAUAAUAAAACAAAGGGAAGACCAACUUUAACAUUCUCAGGGAACAAUGAGAGAAAAAGAUUUUCCCGGGCAGCUACAUCGCGCACAGAAAGAAUAUGGCCAGGAGGUGUUAUUCCAUAUGUCAUAGCAGGAAAUUUCACUGGAAGCCAACGAGCAAUGUUCAAGCAAGCAAUGCGACACUGGGAAAAAUAUACCUGCGUUACAUUCAUUGAACGAAGUGAUGAAGAAAGCUACAUAGUGUUUACAUACCGGCCUUGUGGAUGCUGCUCCUAUGUAGGCCGAAGAGGCAAUGGUCCUCAAGCAAUCUCUAUUGGCAAGAAUUGUGAUAAGUUUGGAAUUGUUGUUCAUGAAUUGGGACAUGUAAUAGGAUUUUGGCAUGAGCACACAAGACCAGACAGAGAUGAUCAUGUCACCAUCAUCAGAGAGAACAUUCAACCAGGACAGGAGUACAACUUUUUGAAGAUGGAGCCUGGAGAAGUGAAUUCUCUGGGAGAAUCGUAUGAUUUUGAUAGCAUUAUGCACUAUGCCAGGAACACGUUCUCAAGGGGUAUGUUUCUGGAUACCAUACUUCCUUCCCGUGAUGAUAAUGGGAUCCGACCGGCCAUUGGUCAACGCACACGAUUAAGUAAAGGAGAUAUUGCACAAGCCAGAAAGCUGUACAGAUGUCCAGCAUGUGGUGAAACUCUGCAAGAGUCUACAGGCAACUUUUCCUCUCCAGGAUUUCCAAAUGGUUAUCCUUCAUACACACAUUGCAUAUGGAGAAUUUCAGUGACUCCUGGAGAGAAGAUUGUUCUAAACUUUACAACCAUGGACCUCUAUAAGAGCAGCCUCUGCUGGUAUGACUACAUUGAAGUAAGAGAUGGCUACUGGAGAAAAUCUCCUCUGCUUGGCAGAUUCUGCGGAGAUAAACUCUCAAACAUCCUCACAUCUAGUGAUAGUAGAAUGUGGAUCGAGUUCCGUAGCAGCAGCAACUGGGUAGGAAAAGGGUUUGCAGCCAUUUAUGAAGCAAUUUGUGGAGGUGAGAUACAUAAAAAUGAAGGCCAGAUCCAGUCUCCUAAUUAUCCCGAUGACUAUAGGCCAAUGAAAGAAUGUGUGUGGAAAAUAACAGUGGCAGAGAACUACAAUGUCGGAUUAACCUUUCAGGCAUUUGAGAUUGAGAGACAUGAUAAUUGUGCCUAUGAUUAUUUAGAAGUCCGAGAUGGAGUGAGUGAAAGCAGCCCUUUGAUUGGCCAUUUUUGUGGCUAUGAUAAACCUGAAGAUAUAAGAUCUACCUCAAAUACCCUGUGGAUGAAGUUUGUUUCUGAUGGGACAGUCAAUAAAGCAGGAUUUGCUGCUAAUUUUUUUAAAGAGGAAGAUGAAUGUGCCAAAUUGGACAAUGGUGGAUGUGAACAACGAUGUGUGAAUACGCUGGGCAGUUAUCAGUGUGCUUGUGAUCCAGGUUAUGAGCUUGGGCCUGAUAAGAAGAGUUGUGAAGCUGCCUGUGGGGGUCUUCUGACAAAGCUGAAUGGGACUCUAACAACACCAGGAUGGCCCAAAGAAUAUCCCCCUAAUAAAAACUGUGUGUGGCAACUUGUUGCUCCCACCCAGUACAGAAUCUCAGUGAAGUUUGAGUUCUUUGAACUGGAAGGGAGUGAGGUGUGCAAAUAUGAUUAUGUGGAAAUCCGUAGUGGCCUUUCUACUGAUUCCAAACCACAGGGCAAAUUUUGUGGUACAGAAGUGCCUGAAGUUAUCACAUCCCAGUAUAACAACAUGAGAAUUGAGUUCAGAUCCGAUAACACAGUUUCAAAAAAAGGUUUCAAAGCUCACUUUUUCUCAGAUAAAGAUGAAUGUUCAAAGGACAAUGGUGGCUGCCAGCAUGAGUGCAUUAACACUUUUGGAAGCUAUGUAUGCCAAUGUCGGAAUGGAUUUGUGCUUCAUGAAAACAAGCAUGACUGCAAGGAAGCUGAAUGCGAACAGAAAAUCCACAGCCCAAAUGGAAUUAUCACAAGCCCUAACUGGCCUGAUAAGUACCCAAGCAGAAAGGAAUGCAGCUGGGAAAUAAGUGCCACACCUGGUCACAGGGUCAAAAUAGUAUUUAUUGAGUUCGAAAUUGAACAACAUCAGGAAUGUGCUUAUGACCAUCUGGAGAUAUUUGAUGGAGAAAAUGAAAAAUCCCCAAUUCUGGGGCGUUUAUGUGGAAAUAAGAUACCAGAUCCUCUUAUUGCCACAGGAAAUAAAAUGUUUCUCCGAUUUGUCUCUGACGCAUCGGUUCAAAGAAAAGGCUUCCAAGCAACCCAUUCAACAGAAUGUGGUGGUCGCCUGAAAGCUGAAAGCAAGAUGAGAGACCUUUAUUCUCAUGCUCAGUUUGGAGAUAAUAAUUAUCCAGUUCAAGCAGAUUGCGAGUGGUUGCUGGUGUCAGACCACGGCUAUCGAAUAGAGUUAAUUUUUCAGACAUUUGAAGUAGAAGAAGAAGCAGACUGUGGCUAUGACUACUUAGAAGUCUUCGAUGGUCAUGAUACAUCGGCUCUGAGGAUUGGCCGGUUUUGUGGAUCAGGGCCCCCGGAAGAAAUCUAUUCAGCAGGUGAUUCUGUUUUACUCCAUUUUCAUACAGAUGAUACAAUUAACAAAAAAGGCUUUCAUAUACGAUACAAAAGUAUAAAAUAUCAAGAUAAUGUUCACACUCAAAAAUAACACAAGACACCCCUUAAGUCACAAAAUUAAACAGAGAAUGACUGUUUGAAGGGGUGGAGGGAUUCUUUAAAAAAAAAUAUACUGACAAUAUUAACAAAAAGCAAAGAUUUUUUUUUAGCCCAUGAUUUCAAACAGAAGAAAAACUGAAACAUCCCACUCUUAGAUAAACUCCUCUCUGUAGAGGAGCAGACAUUGUGACGACAUAUGGUCUCCAUUCAUGGUUGUCUUUGCAAACUGCUGAAAAGAUAUUGCAUGCUGUCCAAGGAGACUAUAAGAGCUUUGUUCACAGCUUGACAAACGUCAGGGUUGUUUCCAUCUUCAACAAUAGGAAAAGAUCCUGCUGACUGUAACUUUUUGACAAGUGACUUGAAUCCAGGAGAGGAGAAAAAACUCACCUGCUACACAGGUCAUGCACUUGAAAAUGUUGUCUUUUUAUUUUUCUUAUCCUAAUUGCAUUGGGGGCAUAUCCAAGAUUUAAAAUGUACAAAGAAAAGUCAUGAGAAGAGAAGAAAACCUGAUUCUUUUUUCUAUCCCUCCACAUACUCAUAUAAAAACCUGGAAAACUGUAUCUGCAAAAUCAUUAAAUCUCUGGGCAGUUUUUGGUUCAAUAACAAAGUAGAACUGAUCAUUUUACAUUCAUGGUUCACUAUAAAUACAUUCAGACUUUGGAUAUUGUCAGUAACUGAGGGUAUUAAGUGUAUUAUUGCUGAAGUACUGUAGUGUGCUAAGCUCUUACAUAAGACUAAGAACCAAAUCAGAAUUGGUCUUUUGCCAGCCUAAGGCAAACCUCUUCCCAAUGAUCAGCAGACGGAAUCAGGACCAGAAUAACCCAACACAUCAAUCAUAAAUUUCAUUCCACUGGGAAAAAUGAACUGUUAUUCUGCAUUUCCUUGGAAAUGUUUCUGUCAGGCUUGGAAGCCAUCUUUUGUAUUAGGCCUUCAGUCCUGCCACGUUUACUACUGUGGGAAACUUGGGAGGGGGGAUUAUAUAGAGCAUGGAUGAACUAAUUAUUUUAUUAUUAUUUUAAGCCAAUAUGGAAUGAGGAAAGAGUUGUUUCAAAAAAAAAAAAAAAGGUUUCCCAAGCAAUUGAAAAAGAGGAUUUUUUUUUUUCUUUUUGUGGUGGCAAAGACUAUUUCUAUGGUGCUAUUCCAUGAACUUUAAAAGAAAUUUCCACAUCCCAAGUUACUAGAUUUUUGAGCCAAUAACCUGCUGAUCAGAAAUGAGUCAUUAUGCCUUGUUGCAUAUUAACAGGAACAGCUUUCUAGACAUGAGAAAAGGAUUAUAACGAUGGCAGCACAAACCCUGUGGAACAAACUACAAUUGCCUUAGAAUAUUUGUACAUGAUCAUACAGAUCUUCUUGUAGAUAUGUAUCUGAUUUGAUAGUUGAUAACAACUUGAACAUUUUAAAUGUGUGUUCACAAAAAUGAUCCUUAAGCAAAUUACCAUUCACAGUACCAGAUCAUUAGUUGUAAAUACAGCGCAGCAGACUUGUUACUAAUGUAGAAUAUGUUAUUUUUAGAAAUUUUGUUGUAUGUGCUUUAGGCCAUAUAUGGAUUUAGUCACAAUGUAUAUGCAUCAUGUAAGUUAGUAUGAAUGAGUAAGAGUGAGAAGUGUUGUGUAUGUAUGGACAGGUAAAUUGUACUUCAUGUGCCAAUUUAUACCACAAUCUCAACUGAGUGUAGCAACUUCUUUAAAGCUUUCAUAAACAUGACUGUAAUAAAGAAUCAAGAGCUAUGAAAUGUUUAUGUUCCAUUAAAAGAACUAUUUUGAUAUCAUUCGAUGUUGGUUGCUACUUCGUUUAGUUUUUGUUUCCUUACCAGAAUAAAUACACUGGCAUUAAUAUUUUUUUUUUAAAAAAACAAUAAAAUAAAACUAAGCAUGUGUAGGUCUCAUUGCUUCUAUUUAACAGAUGUUUCAAUAGCAAAUGACAAAAAAAAUACUACACACCUUAACGCAGUCUUUAGAAUAUAUUAUUUAGGAGCUGGCUGACAAAUGUUAAUUUCAUCACAAAUUGGUGAAAUAUGGAUGCGUUUGUAUAAUGCAUAUAACCAAAAACUAGAUAAGCAUAUUUUAAUUUAGUGCAUUUUUCAAACCCAGGCUAUAUGGUUAAUUUAUUAUUCACUGUAUCCCUUGAAAUUCAUGAUAUUCAUUGUAUUACUCAGCAAGUGAUGUAAACCAUGUUUAAGCUAACCACGUACAAGCAUGUUAUGUAAACACAGCCAAUGUUUUCCCUUGGGAAUAGCAGACUAUUGAAGCUUGAAGAAACAAUGGUCAAGUUGAGCUUUACUGCAUAUUUUAAUAAGUACAGAAUAGCAAGGGCUGUAUAUGGGGACAAGAGCAAUUUGUUAUUCCAAUGCUCAUUUGUGGUAUAGACAGCACUGUAUGUUUUUGCUAUAUGGCUAAACCCAUGCUGUUCUUGAAGCACACAUGUUUGAGUAUAUGUAUACCCAGUGGUGGGAUUCAGCCAGUUCGCACCACUUCGGGAGAACCAGUUGUUAACUUUCUGAGCAGUUUGGUGAACUGGUUGUUGGAAGAAUUCAUUAGGGCAGAGAACCGAUUGUUAAAUUAUUUGAAUCCCACCACUGCGUAUACCCAAACACCAACAGCACUGAAGCAGAAGCAAGUUUAGAAAGAAUAACAGUGGGCAUACACAAGAAAAACUACGUCAACGUAAGAGUUUUGUUUAUAACUUUUGCUUCAACAAACUUCUUUAACAUUUGGCAGAGCUCUGAGAUCAGAAUUACAUUGGCUGAUUUGGAUAUACGAUUAUGAUUUGAGAAAUCCAAUCUGCAUGUUCAGGUAGAUGUCUACCAAAGUCAAACACAUCUUAGCAAUAAUUUUGUAGUUUUGAAUGUAGGAUAUUUGUAUCAUGGAUUGUGCCAGUUUAUUUAACAAGUUUACAUUAGAGUUGCCAUGGCAGUGCAUUUCUUGAGAGUGUUUACGAAGAACUCUGUAUUGUGAGAUUUUGUGUGUGAUUGCUGAAAGGCUUGGAAAAAAAAUUGUUGCGAAAUGUAAAAUGCAUUAUUACCCAAAUUGAAUAAAAGUCCUUCAAACUACACAUUAUAAAAA
Molecule: messenger RNA, 6412 nt
Organism: Pantherophis guttatus
Lineage: Eukaryota; Metazoa; Chordata; Lepidosauria; Squamata; Colubridae
Gene: TLL1
Product: tolloid like 1
Biological process (GO): proteolysis
Molecular function (GO): calcium ion binding; zinc ion binding; metalloendopeptidase activity
Source: RefSeq, a predicted model, not a curated record